Molecule: messenger RNA, 570 nt
Organism: Lathyrus sativus (Indian pea)
Lineage: Eukaryota; Viridiplantae; Streptophyta; Magnoliopsida; Fabales; Fabaceae
Source: the annotation of a GenBank genome assembly
AUGGUGACGACGAAAAGGGGACGAGGGCGGCUGAAAUCCACGGUGCCACCGUCACCGGAAACUCUCACUAGCUUGAAGACGCCUCAGCCUGAAUCAAGAAAUACCACAGUUAGUGUUCAGACACCUGGGAUUGAAUCAAGAACCACUGCCGGAGAAGACAAAGAUAUGACAAACACACUAGCGAAGGAGAACAAGAAGACCCUAAUAGAACCGACACAACCACAACCUAAAGAGCGUAGACCAUGGGUUGAUGUUAUCAAUGACAACCGGAGCCCUGCAAAAGGAAUGGCAAUAGAGUACGUUGCGCCAAAGAUCGUUAAUGAAGUGAUUGAAAUUGAUAUUGAACAAGAAGAUAUCGAAACGAAAAUACAAUUUUGGGAUAAUGCUUUAAUCCUUUAUGUUAUGGGGGACGACCUGAGUAUGAACACAGUGAAGAACUUUAUGCAGAGAAUGUGGAAUUUCGUGAAGAUGCCAGAUUUGUAUUACCACGAUGAUGGCUAUUUUCUGCUUAUAUUUAACUCCCAAGAAGACAAGGAAGCAGUCAUGAUGAAAGGCCCAUACACGAUUUGA